AUGCCUCUGAAAAGCAUUCCGAUCUUUAAUACAGGCCAUGAGUACAUUAAAUGCGAUCCAGGUGGGCGUUUGGCUGAUGAAGGUGGAGAAGUUUCUGUUGUCCAUAUUGGGGAGUUUUCAUUAAAAGCUGAUCCUUUAUCAAAACUAGCCUGGUGUCCUAAAAUGAACUUGUUACUCAUGACUAGAGAUAAAAGCACAAUUCAUUGCUUUCGUAUCCGCGGGGAAGAGAUAUACUUUGUUGAUAAUGGUGCAGAGAUCAAGGGUGUAACUUGUCAUGAAAAGAACUUUUGUUUGUCAGGAGCUGAUAAAUUAGUCAAGAUAUACGAUUCAAGUGAUGGUAAGUUAGUUAAAAAGUUGGAUCAUAAUUUCAGUGAUAUUAAAUACAUCCAUUGGUCAAGCACCAUCUACAGAUUGAAAAACAAAGUACUCAAGAGUUUGCCAAUCAUAUACAAUGAUAUUUCGUACGAUUUGGAUUAUUUGGUGACGAACGACGAAAAUUCCAUCACUUUCACUUUUAACAAGGUUUUGAAUGUCAACAUUGUUACAAAAUAUCAAAUUAGACUGCAAGUGCUGUCUGCUUUAUUUGAACAGGAGUACAUUGACGAAAACAAUCGAAUGUUAAGUAUCAAGAUCCCUACGGAAUCGAGGCAAGCAUAUGCCGAUCUGAUGGUCCUUCUAUGUCAGGUUAUUGAGUACCUUGAGAGAUCUAAAACAACCUUAAACGAGAUUGAAAAGGAGCUCAAAACUUUUUACGUUGCCAUCAAUAGGUAUUUGUCAAAUUUGAAAGCAGAGGUAAGUGGCGGCUUGUUACAAGAUUUGAGCGACAUGUUACUUACAAGCAAUAUACCUGAUGGAACUAAAGACUUCUGGGUCAAUCAAUUUGGAGAACGUGGCUUUAAGAAGAUGACCAAGUUGUGUGAAACAGUGUUCAAAGAAUGUCGUAAAAAGAUUUUUCAAUACUUGAUUGCCCCAAUAGAGAGAGUUAUUGCAUUAUUGGAUGAAUUGAAUGGGAUCACCAAGUGGAAGAAUGCAAUGGAACUCGAUUUGGAAGAUAUCACCAAGCUUACGAAACAAUGUCAAAGCGAGUUGAAGGCUUAUGACCAAUUAAUGUGGGAUUUGAAAGAGGAGAAAGAUCACUACGACGAGUUGUUCAACUGGUGGAAGACAAUUGUUGAUAAAUUCGCAGACAAAGAAGCGAGUAAUAACUAUUCUACUUCAAGCUUGUUGGAGUUUAUCCACUCGAAUUUGUUACAAUCUAAAGUUUUGCAAUAUAUUCCUAGUGACUAUGAUACAAUUAAACAUACAGGUGAUGGUAAAUUGUUAAGCGGGUCUCAACAGGAAAUUUCAGAUCUAUAUCGGACCAUUUUAGAUCAAGUCGACGAGUAUCAUCAAUCAUACGUCGAAAUAUCUGUUAUCACUGAGAUCUACCAUAUAUCUCCUCCUAUGGAUAUGCAAGGAUCAGCUUGGGGACUUCAGACUGUUGAAGCACAUACUGACUACUUUAAUAAAAAAUUGGAAGUAUGGAAGGUGAACGAUCAAGUGAUUGAUCAGGUGACUGAUACCAGAGGAUUUGAAUUUAGGGACAAGGACUUGGUUGUAUUGGCAAAGGAUUGUCUUUAUGUUCUCGAUCAUGCUACAACUACACGUGUACCUUUGCCGGAACUUCCAUUCGAGCCAGCACAUUUGAGAGUCAACUCUAAAUUUGUGUGGAUAACCGAUAAGGAAAAAGUCCACUAUGCAGUAUUGAAGUUAAUAUAA
Molecule: messenger RNA, 1758 nt
Organism: Lodderomyces orthopsilosis Co 90-125
Lineage: Eukaryota; Fungi; Ascomycota; Pichiomycetes; Serinales; Debaryomycetaceae
Product: anaphase promoting complex subunit 4
Exons: 1
Coding region: 1-1758 (585 amino acids)
Biological process (GO): protein K11-linked ubiquitination; anaphase-promoting complex-dependent catabolic process; positive regulation of mitotic metaphase/anaphase transition
Cellular component (GO): anaphase-promoting complex; nuclear periphery
Molecular function (GO): protein binding
Source: RefSeq, a predicted model, not a curated record